Messenger RNA from Torulaspora delbrueckii, 1035 nucleotides. Its product is annotated as aldo-keto reductase superfamily protein. The transcript has a single exon. The coding region runs from base 1 to 1035 and encodes 344 amino acids. The record is from RefSeq and is a predicted model, not a curated record. Lineage: Eukaryota; Fungi; Ascomycota; Saccharomycetes; Saccharomycetales; Saccharomycetaceae.
AUGAGUGAAAAGCUAGUUCAGCAGGUGAGAUUAGGAAAGAAUUCUGGGUUGAAGAUCUCGCCCAUUCUAGUGGGAUGCAUGUCAUAUGGCUGCAAGCAGUGGGCUGAAUGGGUUCUGGAAGAUAAGGAGAAGAUUUUCAGCAUCUUAAAACAUUGUUACGAUCAUGGAUUGCGUACUUUUGACACUGCUGAUGUUUACUCUAAUGGAGCCAGCGGGCGUCUUGUUGGAGAAUUCCUAAAAAAGUACAACAUUGAUCGGGAAACUGUGGUAAUUUUGACCAAAUUGUUCUACCCGGUAGAUGAGAGCCUUGAUCUCAAGCAUGGUGGCACUUUCGAUGAAGAAGAGAAGCUUCAACUCACUCACCACAGAGGUCUAUCUCGUAAGCAUAUCAUUGCGGGUGCAAAGGCCUCCAUGGAGAGGCUGGGAACCUAUAUCGAUGUCCUACAAAUCCAUAGGUUUGACGACGAAACUCCAAUGGAGGAAACGAUGAGAGCCUUAAACUAUGUGGUGGACCAGGGUUUUACUAGAUACAUAGGCGCAUCAACUAUGCGAGCCACGGAAUUCGCAGAAAUGCAAUUUAUUGCGGAGAAGCAUGGUUGGUAUAAGUUCAUCAGCUCUCAGUCAAGCUACAAUCUUCUAUACCGUGAAGAUGAACGCGAAUUGAUCCCGUUUGCCCAGAGACAUGGCGUUGGGUUGAUCCCUUGGUCGCCAAACGCAAGAGGAGUGUUGACAAGACCAUCAAAUCAAACCUCGGAAAGGAUAAAAUCUGACCCUACUUAUAGUCGUUUGGGCUGGAAUGCUCUUAGAGCCAAUCAAAAGGAAAUCGUUGAUCGUGUUGAAGAAAUUGCUAAGACGAAAGGAGUCUCUAUGGCGGUAAUCUCAAUUGCCUGGGUCUUAAGCAAAGGUGCUUAUCCAAUUGUUGGGUUGAAUUCUAUUGAGAGGGUGAACGAAGCCUUGCAGGCUCUAGAUGUAAGAUUGACUGAUGAAGAAACGACUUACCUCGAAGAGAAGUACUUGCCGGUCAAACCUAUGUGA